GGAAGGGGAAGGUGGCUGGAUGCCUGCCUGUCAGUCCGGGUGUCCGCGAUGUUCUCCGCCGAGGGCGAGGAGGAGCUGUGCGCCGCCGGGGCUUCCCUCACGGCUGUGCCCAGCCCUGAGGGAUGCUGCUGGUACGUCCCAGCCGCCGCCUGAAGGUGGCCUUGCCCCGCGGCGAGUUACCCACCCCUAUCCUGGCGCGGGGGGAUGGACUCGGUGUCCGGGGGACCGCUGAGGGGGCGCCGGCCUCCUCGACCCUGACGCGUUAACAGACUCUUGUGGGGCGCGGCGGCCUGAGUGGGUUUCCACAAGCAGUCGGUAAAAUACGGGUGUCGGAGGGACGCCGGCUGUUGAGCCCUGCACUUCGGACCAGAAGGUGUACACAGACCCUGGAGGGUUUUUUUCAGCUGAAUCACCUGUAUCUUGCUAAGCAAGAAACCAAAUUCAAAUUCUCUUCCUACUGCCACCCCCACCCCUCCGACUGGAAAAGCACAGUAGAGGCUCUCUGUUUACUUCAAUGUCAGUUUGCUGCUAAUGGGUGUAAGUAAAUUAGAUGUCUUGUACAGAAAGCUUCUCCUUACCAAACUUUUCAUCAGAGGAUGGGGAAAGCCAGAGGAUCUGAAAAGAAUAUUUGAAUUCAGAAAAAUUAUUGGAAACAGGGAAAAAUGCCAGACGCUGGUUUCAAAAGAUUACCCAGUGUUCAUUGACAAGGUGGAGGAGCAAUCUGACUGUAAAAUCCUUGAGGGGCACUUUAUUUCCCCAUUGGCUCAUUAUGUCCCAGGUAUCCUGCCAGUUGAAUCUCUUAUAGCAAGAUUUCAGUUCAUCAUACCCAGAAGAUGGAACAGCAAGCACAGACCUGUUUGCAUUCAUUUAGCAGGCACUGGAGAUCAUCAUUUCUGGAGGAGACGCACACUAAUGGCACGCCCAAUGAUUAAAGAAGCCUGUAUGGCUUCCCUAUUGCUAGAAAACCCUUAUUAUGGCUGUAGAAAACCUAAGGAUCAAUUACGGUCAUGUUUAAAAAAUGUCUCGGACCUGUUUGUGAUGGGAGGAGCUCUUGUUCUAGAGUCGGCAGCUCUUUUGCACUGGCUAGAGAGAGAAGGCUAUGGACCACUAGGGAUGACUGGAAUAUCCAUGGGAGGACAUAUGGCUUCACUGGCAGUGACGAACUGGCCUAAACCAUUGCCACUGAUUCCAUGUCUUUCCUGGUCAACAGCUUCUGCAGUCUUUACUACGGGUGUGCUGAGCAAGGCAGUGAACUGGAGAGAGCUAGAGAAACAGUAUUUUACACAAACUGUUUAUGAAGAAGAAAUCAUUCAAAUGCUUGAAUACUGUGGAACAGAUUCCUUCAAGAUAGGACAAGACUUUGUGAAAAACUUCCCCGACAGUGUGGACAGUCUGAAGGAUGUGGACAUGACUUCAAGAAUGUUUAACCUUGAUUCCUCAAGCAAAACUGUGUCUAAAGAAGCUGUUCACAGUUUUACCACAAGUACUCUAAGUGCCUCAUCAGAAAGACUCUUAGCACAAGAUGCUCCUAAAAUGCAGUGCAUAAAUCAAACAUUUUCAACCAGUAGCAAUAGCAAUAAAAACUUAACCAGUUCACAAGAACACAGGAUAACUAAAAGGAGAAAGAGUGACACUUUACAGAGAGAAUCCUUAAGGUUCAUGAAAGGAGUAAUGGAUGAAUGUACCCAUGUAGCUAAUUUCUCAGUUCCAGUUGACCCAAGUUUAAUCAUAGUUGUACAAGCAAAGGAGGAUGCAUAUAUUCCUCGAACUGGGGUGCGCAGUCUUCAAGAAAUCUGGCCUGGAUGUGAAAUUAGGUAUCUGGAUGGAGGUCAUGUCAGUGCCUACCUCUUCAAGCAAGGACUCUUCAGACAAGCAAUUUAUGAUGCAUUUGACCGCUUUCUUCAGAAAUAUGCAGUUUAAAAAUCUUCAUAAUGCAUUCAAACUGAUCUCAUCUUCCACUUACUGGAACUCAUAUUUGGAAAAGAAGCCUCGUGCAACAUUUGAGUAGAUAGAUGGUCACCGAUUUUGCCUGGUUUAGGUAACAAUUAUCAAAAAUGGUAAAGUAUCAGCACUACUUCCAUUUCAACCAAAUGCCAUUCUGACACACUUGCUUCAGCUUUACCCGUGAAAAACAAAUGGCCGUAUUUGUUAGUGCAUGAAUGGUUCAUGUACUUCAUGUUUAAUCGCAUUGUGUGUUCCUUUAGUUCUGAAUAAAUUCUGGAUUGUGUAUCAGUUGAAAACAGACCACUCUAAGCACUGAAAGAAUGUAAAAUUUGCUGUUUGGCCAAGGUGUUCUCUUGUGUUCAGUAUUUUUCUGGUUUGUUCCAGGUACCUCUUGCUUCCUCAUCUCCUUGCUGUCCCUACUGUGUUGUAGAAUAGCUUUGCCGGCUCUCAGCCUCUUGUGUUUGUCACUGAUUCUCUCUUAUUACAAAUUGAAAAUGAGCUAUAGUAGAAAAGGUAGCAAAAAGAGACUUUCAAAGUUCAAUGAAGAAUGAGAGAGAAGUAUUUUUAUACAAUGAGUUUUGAGAUUUUUCUGCCACUGAAUUAAAUGGUGCCAUUCUGGAAGAAUCAUGUAGCAUGUUGAACAGUUAAACAAGACUGAAAUAAGUGAAAAUGGAGUGUCUAGUAAUUAAUUGUUUACAUGCAUUUGGUUGGAUAACAUGAACUUGUUCUUCUGGAUUUUUUUUUCUUUUAGAACACGUGAGGAAAUAAAAAUAUAAUAUUUUUUAUUUAGAAGCAGUGGCACAAAGAGUCUGAUUCUAAGCAGUAAAGUCACCAACAGAUUACAUGGUGCUAUAAAGGCCUGUUUUUUAGGUCCUUUUUAAAGUGUACUCAGUGCUGAAUUGCAAAAUACAGUUUCACAAUAACAUUAAACAUGCAUGUGAGACUAAGGGUUAUCAAAAUGGUUAAGUUGGCUCCUUAUUUUUCAACACUUUUUUUUGAGUGGGAAAUUAAAAUUAAAAAAGUAUUUCAUAAAAUCCAAAGUCUAUUGUUACAUCUUUUGGGGAUCGAAAGUGCCAGCAAAUUACAGUAGAAUGAAAAGUUGUCAUGCAUCAGCUGUCACAUCUUAUUUCAUGGUAAUCUCCUGUAACAUUCUUUUAAAGCUAGUUUGCAGAGAAGUUGCAAACUGGAACACUUCAGUAUUAAUUUUAAUACAAUAAUGACCAGUUGCACAGAAACAAAACAGAAAGAUCUAGCCAUUUCUUGGAGUAUGUGACUCCCACACCUUUCAAAUCAAAGCAGUUCAUUGAUUUUUGUUAUUAGUGUAAAGGUUUUUAAUAGACAAAGUAUGAAGCAAAUAAUACUCAGUUUGCGUAAAUAUAUUGUCUUGAAUUUUAGUCUGGCAGACAGGACUGGUGUAUGGGAAGAAAACACGGUUCACUCAAAGAUCAGAAAGUUCAGGUAAAACUGAACUGCAACAAUUUGCGAUAACCCAAAUUAUUUAACAUACAAUUUACUGAAAAUGCAGAAGAAGUUACAUUCUGUUGGAAGUUAAGUUGCUUCUUUCAAGUGUUUCUUUCAUAUUUUCUUUACACAUUUUGGGGUUUUAUAUAUAUUAGGAGCAAGUGUGAUGUGACUAACACAUUUAAAUAUAGUAAAACACAAUGUUGGAAGGUUAGGAAUCAAAUGUAAGUAAGCUCACAAAUUUAAAACUGAAGACUUGAAUACUAUACUAAAAGAUUUGUGGGGUUUAUGUUUUACAAGCUCAUUCAUCUACUAAUGGUGUUUUACAAUACCAUUGUCUGCUGUUCACCAGCUUGUUUAGAUCUCACAUUGUAAAUGUAUUUGUGUGCUUUAUGUUCUGUUUCUGUUGUACCUAUGAGAAAAGGAGAUAAGUGAUGGCAAGGGAAAGGCAUGGAUAGGUGGAAAAGAUAGAUUUUGUAAGGAGAGGCGUAAGCACAAAAAACAUCAACUUCUCUACGCUACAAAAGUAUAACAUGCAAAGUAAAUGUUUUCAAAGCGCACAAUACUAGGAAUUACACAACUGAUGGGAACUUGACAUCCUGAGGUUAGUGUUGUGAUGAUAUUACUAACAAGGUAUAAAUUGCCAAAAGGGCGUGCAAUUCACAGAACCAGAUUUAUGCUAAGGCAACUCCUGCUUGUGGGAGUGACUUCUGGGAUAAGUAAUGAAAAACUAGUCUCUUAGAAGAAUGAGAAAUCACACUUUGUUACGUGACUGAAGUAAUGUUGCCAAAUAUGAAAGCCCAGUAAGAAGCAUUUAAGAAAUUUCUCAGGUUAGAAUAACGAAAAGGGAAGAAUGAGCUCUAUGAUCUAUUCCUGCAGUUAUCAGACAUGGGAAGCUUUUAGCUGGUCUGGGAAGAGGGGGAAUAUUGCUGUGUAAAUGUUUUUAAUCUUUGGAAAAUUGACAUUUUAAACCAGAUUUUAAGAUUAAAUCCUAAGAAAACAUAAUUGUUAAUCCACGUUGAUGUUGAAUGAUAAUGUGAUUUUUAAUACAGCUACUGCAUGAUAAAAAUGUUGGAAUAAGGUUCUUGCGCUAAAUCCAAAGAGUAGGUAAGCCAUCUUGUAUGUCUUGAAUUUAUUGUAAAACUGGCCUUGAUCAUUUUUGUUUGAAUGUUUUUCAAUUAAAAACCAAACAAACCAAGAAA
Messenger RNA from Melopsittacus undulatus (budgerigar), 4607 nucleotides. RefSeq names its product abhydrolase domain containing 18 (gene ABHD18). The transcript is spliced from 14 exons. The record is from RefSeq and is a predicted model, not a curated record. Lineage: Eukaryota; Metazoa; Chordata; Aves; Psittaciformes; Psittaculidae. The coding region runs from base 532 to 1920 and encodes 462 amino acids.